Rhodotorula toruloides NP11 is the source of this 1077-nucleotide messenger RNA. Its product is annotated as calcium calmodulin-dependent protein kinase. Gene Ontology annotation, biological process: cellular response to oxidative stress; protein phosphorylation. The coding region runs from base 1 to 1077 and encodes 358 amino acids. The transcript has 12 exons. The record is from RefSeq and is a predicted model, not a curated record. Gene Ontology annotation, molecular function: ATP binding; calcium/calmodulin-dependent protein kinase activity. Lineage: Eukaryota; Fungi; Basidiomycota; Microbotryomycetes; Sporidiobolales; Sporidiobolaceae.
AUGCACCUGUUCGACUACAUCAGCGGGCAACCGCAGACUCACCAUCGCAAACGACACUACACCAUCAGGGAGACUCUCGGAGUGGGCGGGUUCGCAGAGGUCAAGAGGGCGACAGCGCUCGACACGGGAAGAGAGGUCGCCAUCAAGAUCAUCCCCAAGACCCGCAUCCGCGACAUGACGCAGCAGAUCUUCCGCCAGAACACGCUGCUGACGCUCAAGCACCCGCAUAUCAUCGAGACCAUCGAGUGGUUCGAGAGCAAGGGACAUAUCUACAUCGUGUUUGAGCUGGCGGCGGGUGGAGAGCUGUUCGAGCACUUGAUCGAGUCGCCGAAUUACCGGUUCUCCGAGGCAGAAGCGCGGGAGGUCAUGUACGCGCUGGUAGACGGCGUCGCCUACCUCCACUCACGAAACAUCGUCCACCGCGACCUGAAGCCCGAAAACAUCCUCUACCGCACUCCGCCCGGCUCGCACCCCGAAAUCGGCCACGACGACUGCGUGAUCUCCGAUUUCGGAUUGGCAGCUUACGUCGACCCCAAGGGCGGGCGGCUGCAUACGGUUGCGGGCUCGGCGGGGUAUACUGCGCCGGAGGUGUAUCCGAAGGAGGGGGUGGUGGAUGGACGGGGACAGGGGAGUGGGUAUGGGCUCAAGGCGGACGUGUGGAGUUUGGGAAUCAUCGCUUUCUGCUGUCUUGGCGGGCGAUUCCCCUACAAAGAGACAGACCCAGAGAAGCUGGCGGACGAAGCACGGAGAACGAAGCUUUACUUCCCGCGGUCGUGGGACAACGUCUCCGAUACCGCGAAGGACUUCAUCCGGAAACUGCUGACGGUUGACGAAGAUGAGCGGCCGACAGCUGCCGAAGCGCUCGAACAUCCCUGGCUCCGCGUCGCCCUCUCCCGCCCUCCCUCACCUUCAGGUCACCCCGUCGCCCCUCCCGCCCAACUCCAACCGGACAGCCACCCCGACGACCACAACCUCGGCCCGACACUCUCGCGCACCGACACGCUCACCGACCAUGCGCCCAUCAUUGAGAAGCGCGGGACGUUUAGCUCCGAUACGGGUGAUAGGGCUGUUGUUUGA